CUUUCCGCUUUCGAGCAACAUGAGCAACAUGAAUCAUUCUGUUUCACUCUUGCAUACAUAGUGCGUAUUUGUGUCUCGUUCUCGAACCAAAAAAUAUUUGUGUAAAAAAUUCCAAAGAAAAUUUAUACGAAAAAAGUGCUUUAUAUCAAUAAUUCGUGCAUUUUUGCAUCGGUUCGAGCAUGGCAGAGAAUAGGGAAGAGACUCUGGCUAAUUUUCAAAAUAUAACAGCUAUUGAUGAUGUGGGAGAGGCUAUUCUUGUGCUGGAGGAAAGCAAUUGGGACUUGUUGACGGCAAUCCACAAAGUAAUCCCCCAAGAUGACCCACCGGCUGAGCAUCCACCACCAUACAGCAUGGCAUCAUCCUCCAUGGCAACAGAGAAGCUCAAUCUGAAUAACCUCGAUGUGACAUCCAAUACAGGUGUGGAGCCAAUGGCGGCGGGGACUCCAUCGUCAUCGUCACCAAUGAGCAUUGUGUACAACAUUCCGGCAACGAAUAGUCGCACUGCGGGUCCCUCCACUUCGGGGAACAAUGGAUUUCUCAAUGAUGCCCAACAGCGUCCCAAGGACGUCAAUUUUACCAUCAAUUUCAACAAUCGAAUGCACAACUUUGUGAUCUCGGAUCAUGCCACGAUUGGAGAGCUCAAGACACGCAUUUAUGAAGCAACAAACGUACCACCCUGCCGUCAGGCACUCAAGGGAAUCACGCCUUUUCGGCACAGGGAGGCGCAAAAUAGUGCAGCCGUCCUCAAGAAUCUCAAUGUGGCCAGAGAAAAUUUGCUGGAUCUUACGGAUUUAACGGAUCUUACAGAUGAUGGGUCUUCCCCAUCUCGGCUAAAUGAUACGUUCAAUUUGAAAAUAACCAUUCAACCGGAAGGAAGGACAAUUCCACUCAAGUUUCCAGGGACACAUACGAUUCUUGAUGUAAAGUCAGACGUUUCAGACAUUACAGACAUAGCAGUGAGGCAUCAAGUGUGGACAGGAUGGCCGGAGAAUGUUUCUCAAGGCACAUCAUUGGCUCAAUCCGGGAUUGAUCUCGAGCACAAUUUAGUAUUAAAAUCGGCUGAGAGUAUGUCCUCCAAGAGGUCCCAGAGGCAAACAAGAUCCAACAACAGCACGAUAGAUUUAGAUUCUGAGAGUUCAAUGGAAGAGUACGAAGAUGCGUCUGAGGAUUUCAAUGCAGAUGAUGAUCUUUUUGCUGAGUCUCCUCCCCAGAGUCGUCAGAAUUAUUUGAUGCCCGAUCAAGUGAGUGAUGAAAUCAUUGGAAGCAUUGAAUUUGUCCAAAACUACAUUCAACGGUAUGGGGAACCUCAUCCGGAAUUCUAUCAGGGAACACUCUCAGAUGCUCUCGCUGAGGCAUGUCACAAGCCAGCUAAAGAUAGAAAAUUGUUGGCCAUUUACCUUCAUCAUGACAGCAGUGUCCUCACAAAUGUCUUCUGUGGUCAAUUGCUAAGCUGUGAGAGCAUCAUUCAGACACUUAUGCACAACUUUAUCCUCUACGGAUGGGAUUUGACCUUUGAGAGCAAUAAAAACAUGUUUCUGUCGGCAAUUACGGGCGCAAUUGGUACACCGGCAUCACUCACAGUGCGCAAUAUACCCACAGAUCGUCUCCCGGCAAUUCUCAUCAUCUCCAAAAGUCGCAGCAACUGCGAAGUGUUUAGCGUUAUACACGGGAAUGUUGGGGUAGAUGAUCUCCUGUCGCAGCUAAUGGAGUCCAUUGAUCUCUACACCGAGCAGCAGCGUGUGGAGAUUCGUGAGGAGAAUGAGCGAGCGGCGCGUGAGCAGGUGCUUUUUGAGCAGGAUAUGGCGUAUCGGGAAAGCUUAGAGGCGGACCGGGCCAAAGAGGAGGCAAGAAAGAGAAGGGAACAAAUGCUAGCGUCAGAGAGGAAGCGUCUCGAGUCGGAGAAGGCGGAACAAGAAGCUAGAAGAGUAGCUAUGCGUCUUGAAGCGGAAAAGACUCUGCCAGUUGAACCAGAUGCCAAUCAUCCGGCUGAAGUCACCAAGAUUCGUGUUCGUCAACCCAGUGGUGAUUUCCUCGAACGGAGAUUUACUGCAGAUACCAAAUUGAAUAUUCUUCUAAAUUACAUAACAUCUGUGGGAUUUCCAGUGGCUGAAUAUAAAAUGUUCUCCGGGUGGCCAAGAAAAGAUUUGACAACGAUGGAUGCAGAUGAAACGCUAAAGAAUUUACGUCUGUGCCCACAAGAGACGGUGAUCCUAGAAGAGCGAUGAUUCUUCAAAGACUGGCCACAAUUUAAUAUCCACACAACACAUACUUUUUUCGAUCAACCCGCUGCUUGAAGAUGGAAAAUCCUUGAAAUAAUUGCUUAAUACAUAAAUUGACAUCAAGAGGAAACUUAUUUAUCUGUAUUACACUUAAUUAAAUCUCUAAAUUCAAGAA
Molecule: messenger RNA, 2394 nt
Organism: Lutzomyia longipalpis
Lineage: Eukaryota; Metazoa; Arthropoda; Insecta; Diptera; Psychodidae
Gene: casp
Product: FAS-associated factor 1
Exons: 11
Coding region: 180-2225 (681 amino acids)
Cellular component (GO): endoplasmic reticulum
Molecular function (GO): ubiquitin binding
Source: RefSeq, a predicted model, not a curated record